AUGCCUGAUCGUCGAGAUAGUGGAAACUCCAGAAAGUCCGACGCGACACACAAGGCGGUUCAGACCACUCUCGAUGGAGUGACCUCGAAUCCUGAGACAGGAGUUGCUGGCUUAGUCUUUGCAGCGAUCAACAAAGAUGGCGAUGUUCUGACAGCCAAUGCGUCUGGCAACCGAGGAUUAGACACCAAGGAGCCGAUGACUCUGGAAACCACUUUCUGGAUCGCGAGUUGCACCAAGAUGAUUGCUACGAUUGCUGUCAUGCAGUUGGUCGAGCAGGGCAAGCUCGACCUUGAUGAUCACAAGCAGCUGUAUAAGCUGUGUCCAGAAUUGGAGAAGGUGAAGGUGUUGACUGAUGAUGAAAAGUUGGAAGAUAAGGAGGCUGAGAUUACGCUGAGGAUGUUGUUGUCGCAUGUGAGUUUGCUACCUGCCAUUGUCCGCAUACCUUCUUUGCUUACCAGUGCCACAGNNACCGCAGGUUUCGGAUAUGAGUUCUUCAACACCAAGCUCAGAGAUUACGGCCGCCCUGUCGGCUUCGACGUCUUCUCUGGUGACCCGGCUGAAGUGCUUAGGAUGCCCCUGGUCAACCAGCCAGGUAGCAGAUGGGAAUACGGCAUCAACAUCGACUGGGCAGGCAUUGCCCUCGAAAGACAAACCGGCAUGAAUCUGAACGACUACAUGCAANAGAACAUUCUGGAGCCUCUCGGCAUCCACAACACAACCAUGUUCCCGACCAAGGAGAUGAAGUCGAAUAUGGCGUCCAUGCACCAACGCUGGCCAGGUAGCCAGAAGGCUGUAGAAAGAGACCAUGUCUACCGCAGACCCAUGGUCGCCGAAGGAAAGGAAGAGCAAAGCAGAAUUCUGUGUAGUGGCGGUGCCGGCCUCUUCUCUCGUCCCACAGAGUACAUUAAGGUGCUUGCCAUCUUGUUGAACGACGGCACGUGUCCCAAGACGAACAAACAGAUCCUUAAGCCAGAGACAGUGAAGCACAUGUUCGAGAACCAGAUUCCUCAGAUGCCGGACUUUGGUCGCCGAGGCAUUCCUGACUCAAAGCCAGAGCACUCGAACCCGCUGGGAGACCUAUACCCACAGGGUGAUGUCGCACAAGUAUGUUGUUUGCGUAUCACUACACAUUUUGACCACACGCUGACAACAACGANNCAGGGUUGGUGCCUUAGCGCAAUGUUGACCAUUGAACCCGGAGUCACAGGCCGUGGAAAGAAUACCGCAUUCUGGGCAGGAAUUGCCAACUUGUUCUGGUGGGCGGAUCGUGAGAAGGGUGUUGCUGGUAUGAUUGCUAGUCAGGUCAUGCCUUUCGGUGAUCCCAAUGUAAUGGGUGCGUGGUUCGGAGCAGAGACGGCGGUGUAUGACAACUUGGGUAAGGGUGCGUAA
Molecule: messenger RNA, 1389 nt
Organism: Aureobasidium musti
Lineage: Eukaryota; Fungi; Ascomycota; Dothideomycetes; Dothideales; Saccotheciaceae
Source: the annotation of a GenBank genome assembly